AUGCCUUUCAGUCUAUCACUCCCAGAGGAUAAUUUCAUGGAUGAUAUCGGAAACCCAAGCCCUAAUAUUGUUCGAAGCAGCUGCCAGUCAGUAGGCAGAGAAGAUCAUAUAUUAGAGGUGAAGACACCCACUCUUUGUCAGCUUUGCAUGCUAGAUAAGGUAAAAGGUAGAGUUGUUGUGGCUAGGGGAACUGUAUUCCCGACGAAUAAUGAAGGGGGUAACAUGAUUCAUAAUAAUCCAGUUGCCACUCAAAAUGUUAGAGUGUCGGUUGAUGAUGUUGUACCAGAAUUUCAAAUGACUCCCCUUCCAGUGCCCUGUUCUGAACAUGAAACAAUAGGAAAUGCUGAGGGUAGUUUUGUGCAGUGGCCUAAGGAGCUUGUGAUCUUAGGACAGGAUCCUGUGUUGUUGGAGAAGAAAAAAGGCCCGGAAAAUGUUGUUAAAAGUUCAACUCAGAAUUGUCGAUCUUUACGCUACUUGCUUGAACAGUCUGGUUCCAAAGGUGCAACCUUUAUUUUUCAAGAUGGAGGAGUUCCUAUAUAUGUGACAUAUGAAGAUGUUGAUCAAUUUCUGAAAAAGUGCUGGUUAAAUAUACCCAUCUUGGAAAUCUUUUUGAAGUACAUAGCGAAAUUGUGCAAAGAGCUGAACAAUGAUACAUUUGCAUUUAUGUCACCAUCUAGACUGGUGAUAAAUCACAAGCGUGAUUAUAAACGUAUAGAGGAAGUGAGUCAGUAUAUGACAGAGUUUUUAGGUACGAACAAAGAUAAGCGUUUUAUCUAUGCACCAUACAUCCAAGAUGAUCACUGGAUGUUGCUUCUGUUUUGUUUGGAAGAAAGUGUAAUUUAUGUGUUCGAUUCGUUGAGAAGGGAACGAGAUAUACGGUUGACGACACCUGCACGGACCGCAUUUAAACUGUAUGUACUGCAAGGUGGCAGGAAAAAUAACAGAAAGGAAUUUCUUUGGUAUCAUACAGAUGUUCAGUGUCCUCAACAAGUAGGAGGUACGGAGUGUGGUUUUUUUGUUAUGAGGUACAUGUAUGAAAUAAUCAUGCUUUCUCAAAAAAAUCCUAACACCAAGUGGAAAGAGGGCCUUGGUUCAAGAACGUAUACAAAGAAGGAAAUUAAUGAGGUGCGAGAGUUGUGGGCUGAAUAUUUUACAAUUGAAUGUCUAUAAUCAGAUAGUUGACACUUUGUGGAGGCCACUUCAAGCUUUUUCAUGACGUGGACGAGUGAAGACAGGGGUAGACUUAUUCCUCCAUUGAUUUCAUAGACCUUUUUUAGUGUUAGACUUGUACUUUCACAAAAAGAGAUGGGGGUAAUUUGAUUCUAAUGUACAUACUUGAUUCCUAAUCGAGUUCGUGUUAUUUAAGAUUAGUUUAGUGUUAGACAUUUGGUAUUUGUUGUUGGAUUUCCUAACUAAUGC
Daucus carota subsp. sativus is the source of this 1419-nucleotide messenger RNA. RefSeq lists its product as uncharacterized. The coding region runs from base 1 to 1170 and encodes 389 amino acids. Gene Ontology annotation, cellular component: nucleus. The transcript has 10 exons. NCBI's taxonomy places the organism in Eukaryota, Viridiplantae, Streptophyta, Magnoliopsida, Apiales, Apiaceae. Gene Ontology annotation, molecular function: deSUMOylase activity. Gene Ontology annotation, biological process: protein desumoylation; proteolysis. The record is from RefSeq and is a predicted model, not a curated record.